AUGGUCCUCUGCGAGAAAAUGGGCUUAGUUUGGCUUGCAACCAUUGCUCUGUGCAUUCAUUGUGGAUUUACACAGAAUAUUGGGCCAAGCCAGAUAAGGUUUAGAGGACCCCCACAGUUGCCCUUAGGGUCAAGCCGUAUUCAGUUUUCGGGGACACCUUUCGCCGGAGCACGUCCAUCAAAUGGACAGCAGAAUUUCAUUCCUCAAUCACCCACUCCACGUCGACAAAUUACAUUUUCGAAUACUAUAAAUUCUUUUGCACCCGCAAUGCCAACUACGUCACCACUUUUGUCGGGUUCAGUGUCGGGGUCAAACUUCGGCAACGUGAACUCACAAACCCAAGGUCUUGUAACAGAGCCAAGCAUUUCAGUUGACGUAGGAAACCUGGAUUUUGGCUCCGUGGCGCAGGCUGUGAUGACGGAUAUGUUCACAGAAAAUUUAAGGAGAGGCAACUUACUCGGUGACAGCAACAGGGUGAACACUAAUAGCCAGACAUUUGGCGGUGUGAACACGAAUAGCCAGACAUUUGGCGGUGUGAACACGAAUAGCCAGACAUUUGGCGGUGUGAACACGAAUAGCCAGACAUUCGGCAGUGUGAACACGAAUAGCCAGACAUUUGGCGGUGUGAACACGAAUAGCCAGACAUUUGGCGGUGUGAACACAAAUAGCCAGACAUUCAGCCAAGGACAAACAAGUCCAGUGUUGACCUCAGUCAAUGACCGUUCUCAAUUGGACAGUGGCAAUGCUCUGCAAAACAAUCAAGUUUUAAAUAAUUUCCAAUUCAAUGCAAAUUCGGAAUCGCCGACACCGAUUGGUUCGGAACUUAGACCAGUACAGCUGCUGAAUAACGAGGGUAGUUCUAUGGGAAACAGAGUCAAUAUCAACUUUAGAACAGGAACUAGACGUAAUUCAAAUAGCAUUGGUGGAUCAAAUCUUCCCCAGACAGUGCAGAAUUCUACAGGCUCUGUUACCUUGGCACCGGCCUUUCCAGGAUUUGCUCCGUUACAACUUCCGGAAUUAGGGGAGGAUAGUUGGUUUUCUUACUUAAAGGGUCUUUUGGAUCGUACUAAUUCCAACAUGCAGAUAUUUUCCAAUUCUACCGGUGGUGGCAUGCAUCCUAUUCCCCAGCGCUUAAUGGACCUUCCCAGAGGUACAAUGCCCAUUUACAUCAAAAACUUCCGCAGUAACCCAGCCUAUGUCCCGUUUCGACUUCCUGGUCAGCCAUUCAACAUGCUUAUUCCUUUUAAUAGAGAAAAUCGUGAAAUGGUGUACCCAUACUUGCCUAUUUAUAUUCCUUACCCUAACGUAGGAAUUGAUGUACCGGAAGUGGGACUUCGUUUUGUGGCUUAUCUCCCUUUUCAGCCCGAUAGAUACAAGGCAUCCAGAGAGGGCGCUGGUGUCGUGUUCCCGCAACGAUCUGCUCCUGGGUCGUUUCCGUUGUAUGUUGAUCGACGACCGGUGCUUACAAAUUUAAUGGAACAGAUGGGUUGAUGAAAAUGCGACACAGACGACUAAGAUAUAACUUCAGUGUCACGACGAAAUCUACAAAGAGUUCAAACCGAAUGUCUUACCAGAUAAUAACUUGCAAUAAUUAGUUGUGAUUCUCAUUAUAUGAAGGACAGACAUGUCCGAGUUUGAAGCAUUUGUGGGACCGUGCUUGAUUUUUUGUGAUCGGUUCGUCAUUAAUGUCCAUCGAUCGGAUUGUUCUUUGACAGUAGUCCCGCAGUAAAUCAGCUCUGGAAUGUUGCGGGACUGACAUUCACAUUCCACCAUCUGCUAUAAAGCCAAAUUUAUCCGC
Molecule: messenger RNA, 1798 nt
Organism: Ostrea edulis (European flat oyster)
Lineage: Eukaryota; Metazoa; Mollusca; Bivalvia; Ostreida; Ostreidae
Exons: 3
Coding region: 1-1491 (496 amino acids)
Source: RefSeq, a predicted model, not a curated record